Molecule: messenger RNA, 654 nt
Organism: Amborella trichopoda
Lineage: Eukaryota; Viridiplantae; Streptophyta; Magnoliopsida; Amborellales; Amborellaceae
Source: RefSeq, a predicted model, not a curated record
AUGGCAACCUCCAUCACCUUAGACCUGCAAACUCAUGAAAGGGCAUACCUCUACAUUUUUCAUGCAUUGGAGGACUGCAUACCUUCACAAAUCGUCCAUGGCCUCAGUUGGGAAAUCGCCUGUCGUGCCCGUGUCGAGGCAAUCUCCCGCAACGAGCCCAACGUGCAAAUGCAAUUGCGUUUCUUUAUAGAUGUCAAACAAGAGAGAGAAAUUGUAGAAGGUGAGCACCCUGAACCCGAAACCGAAUUUGAGGCCCUCCAACAAGAGGAUGAAAUUCUUGAAGAGGAGAUCGACGAAACAGCAACAGAGCUCGAGCUCGAGCUUCGCCACUUCAUGGAAUUCUCUUCGCAAGAGAGAUACAUUUUCAGAAGCGAUUACCAACAAAUGGAAACCAACGAUCUAGAGCUUCUUAGAGGCAUCGAGGCAUCCUCACAGAUGGAAUGUCCUCCGAGACCAGCUGCAAGAUCAGCCGUCGAGUCCUUAGCAAAGGCGGAUAUCAGGGUGGAAGAAGAGGUUAUUUGCACUGCCUCUGCAACAUCAAUGCUUCCGAUGGGGACGGGAGGGUACUCCCGUGAGGAUUGCAUCGUGCAGUGGUUGAAGUCGAGAAAUUCAUGUCCAAUGUGCCGAUUCGAGCUCCUUGCUAACCUGUCCUAG